Messenger RNA from Striga asiatica, 390 nucleotides. The record is from the annotation of a GenBank genome assembly. NCBI's taxonomy places the organism in Eukaryota, Viridiplantae, Streptophyta, Magnoliopsida, Lamiales, Orobanchaceae.
AGUCAAAUGAAGAAGAAAGAACUAAGAAGAAAAACUCCACCAGCUCAGAACUUAGUGCCACAACCCUCUGCAUCUGAGAAUCCUCCACCAGCAUAUACACAAACUGAAACAGCUCCUCCAGUUGCUCCUCAAUCUGCUAUGAAACAACCAAUUAGGAAAUCUCCCAGGUUGACUCAGACUGAACCGACUUUAAAUGAUCAUCAAAUACACAAAGAACACAAUUUGGUAGAGGUGGGAGUAGUGGCAGUGCUAGUGCCAGUGGAAGUAGCUCACAUAGAGGAACUGGUAGAGGUGACAGUGGAAGGACUAGAAGUGGCAGAGGUCACACCAUUGGCACUCAAGAAAGUGCAGCCAGUUAGUUCAAUGGAUGUUUGGUUUGGUUUUUGGUGA